Penicillium macrosclerotiorum is the source of this 1257-nucleotide messenger RNA. RefSeq names its product putative chitin biosynthesis protein (Chs5). Gene Ontology annotation, molecular function: protein dimerization activity. Gene Ontology annotation, biological process: conjugation with cellular fusion; Golgi to plasma membrane transport. The record is from RefSeq and is a predicted model, not a curated record. Gene Ontology annotation, cellular component: trans-Golgi network; exomer complex. The coding region runs from base 1 to 1257 and encodes 418 amino acids. The transcript has 2 exons. Lineage: Eukaryota; Fungi; Ascomycota; Eurotiomycetes; Eurotiales; Aspergillaceae.
AUGUUGGUCUCCUUGACUGUUGGCAAGGUAGACGCAGGCGUCGCAGUGCUCCUGACCCAGGACAACCGCCUGAUCGAAUUCCCUUCUGUUCUUCUCCCAAAUAACAUUGCUUCCGGCAGCAUUGUGGACAUCACUGUUUCGCGCAACCUCGCCGCCGAGCAAGCCAACGCAACCGCCUUUCAGUCGCUCCAGAAGCGAAUCCUGAACACCUAUGGCGUCAAGACCCCAUCUCCUCCUGUUCUGCGCCUGCGGAACGCCACUCAGACCUCUCUCGUCCUGGAAUGGGAUCCUAUCGACUUGGCGACCGCGUCCCUGAAAUCCCUCUCCCUCUACCGCAAUGGCUCUAAGGCAGGCUCCAUACCCCGCCCUCUCGAGACGCGCAGCACCAAAAUCAGCGGCCUAGCCAUUCACUCCGAGUACACAUUCCACCUCGUCUUGCGCACAACCGCCGGAACCUACCAGUCGGAGAAGCUGACGUGUCGGACGCACAAGAUGACCGACCUGUCUGGUAUCACAGUCACCCCUGGAGUCCUGGACCCGCAACGCAAGGAGGCUCUGGGCCACGCAUUGGACCGUAUUGGGGGCAAGAUGAUUGAUUCGGUCCGCAUUGACACCACUCACUUCGUGUGCACGGAGGGUCGGGGCCCACUCUGGGAGAAAGCCGUUGAGAUGAAUAUCCCAGUCGUCGUACCGGAGUGGGUGGAUGCUUGCGAGUCAGAGGGUACAAUCGUCGGUGUUCGCGGCUAUUAUCUUAAUGCAGACCCUAAGGCGCGCCAGCUUGGCGCAAUUCAUGGCUCUUCCCACCAACGCACUACUUCCACGAUGUCUACGGCUACAACUGCCAACCAGGGCCGGCCCAGCACACAACCACAACCACAAAUCAACGAGGAGAAUACAGCACUCGAGGAGCCACCUCUUACGCCAUUCCCUGGAGGUGAGACAAGCGCCCAGCCACAGGCACUGGCACAAGAGGUCGGAUCAGAAGAUGAGGACGAAUCGCCUCCUCCUCCCCCACCGAAGGAUGAGUCCGAUACCGCAGACGAACCCGAGAAACAGAAUGAUGAGACGGAUCUUACGUCCGAGUCAGAUGAGAAGCCCGAGGCAGAAGCGUCCGAGGACGAUAGAGACGAGGAACCCGCCAAGGAGAGCACCCUCCCGCAGAAUAUGCCCGAGGGAGACGAGCCGGCAGGCAGCGAUGACAGCCCGAAAAGUACAGGAAAGGACGGCGAAGGGGAUUUCAAUGAAGUACCUCUCUAA